Otolemur garnettii (small-eared galago) is the source of this 557-nucleotide messenger RNA. Its product is annotated as cytochrome c oxidase subunit 4 isoform 1, mitochondrial. Gene Ontology annotation, biological process: mitochondrial electron transport, cytochrome c to oxygen. The coding region runs from base 15 to 452 and encodes 145 amino acids. The record is from RefSeq and is a predicted model, not a curated record. The transcript has 4 exons. Lineage: Eukaryota; Metazoa; Chordata; Mammalia; Primates; Galagidae.
GCGGCGGCGGCAGAAUGUUGGCUACCAGAGUGUUUAGCCUGGUUGGCAGGCGGGCGCUUUCCACCUCAGUUUGCGUGCGAGCUCAUGCACAUGGAAGCGUCGUGAAGAGCGAUGACUAUGCUUUCCCGAGUUACGUUGAUCGGCGUGACUACCCCUUGCCUGAUGUGGCCCAUGUCAGGCAGCUGUCUGCCAGCCAGAAAGCUUUGAAAGAGAAGGAGAAGGCUUCCUGGAGCAACCUCUCCAUGGAUGAGAAAGUCGAGUGUGGGUAUUGCGGGGACUGUGGGCACUGUGUGUGUGUGUGUGCACACAUGUCAGUGUACGGCCCCGUCCCACACACCUUUGAUCCUGACUGGGUGGCCAAGCAGACCAAGAAGAUGCUUGACAUGAAGGUCAACCCCAUCCAGGGCUUCGCCGCCAAGUGGGACUACGAGAAGCAGGAGUGGAAGAAGUGAGGCCCCGCCGCCCACUCCCCUCGCUCAUCACCUCCAUGCAGCUGGGCACAUCUACUGGAAUCCGGUUAUCAACACCAAUACUAAUAAAUGACUAGUUUACGUGAA